UAUGUUGCCCGGCAAAAAGAAAGGUUGCCACUGGCAACUUUUAUGCAAUAAAACAUUAACAUUUAGGAAGUUCAGCUCAAUAUAAUAGUACGUGGCAAAAAUUUUAAAGCUUUAUUAAUUUCAGCGACCACAUCUUUUUAACAUAUUUUAGAAGAUAUGGCAUACCGUACUUGUUUUACAAAAUUUACUUCUCAAUUGAAAUCAUUUGGUAUUAGUAGGAAUUUUAGUACUUCAUUUAUCAGAAAUAGAGCAAAGCUGAUAGAUGGUAAAAGUAUAGCUGAUGAAAUUCAAUUGGAAUUGAAAAAUGAAUUGAAGGAGUGGACAAUGAAAGGAAAUUGCACACCUCGAUUGACUGCAAUCCUAGUAGGGGAUGAUCCAGCCAGUAAAACUUAUGUCAAGAACAAGAUGAGGGCUGCAAAAACAGUUGGUAUUGAAACUGAGGUUACAAACGUGCCAAAUUCAAUAUCAGAGAAAGAACUUAUGAAUCACAUUGAAGAUUUGAAUAGCAAGGAAGAUGUCCAUGGUAUACUAAUACAGUUGCCGUUACCAAGUCACAUCGAAGAGAGGAAAGUAUGCAACGCUGUUAGCCCUUCCAAGGAUGUAGAUGGUUUCCACAUAUUCAAUGUGGGACAGUUCUGUUUGGAUAUGGACGCUGUAGUCCCUUGCACGCCUCUAGCUGUACAGGAGCUCAUCAAGAGAACUGGAAUAGACACAGUUGGUAAAAACGCAGUCGUUUGUGGUCGAUCUAAGAAUGUUGGUCUUCCUAUAGCCAUGCUGUUACAUGCUGAUGGAAAAGGAGAAACUAAUGCUAUGGAUGCUACAACAACGAUUUGCCAUAGGAACACACCACCUGACCAGCUUGCCACUUUUACCAGAUUAGCCGAUAUUAUUGUUACAGCAACAGGUAUCCCAAAUCUAAUAAAGGCAGAUAUGGUAAAGAAGGGUGCCUGUGUAAUUGAUGUUGGAAUCACUCGUGUGCUGGAUAAAGAAAGUGGAAAACAUAUCUUAGUCGGGGACGUCGAUUUUGAAGGUGUAAAAGAGGUUGCUGGAUACAUUACACCAGUUCCUGGGGGUGUUGGACCUAUGACGGUGGCCAUGCUUAUGAAGAACACAUUGAAAGCUGCCAAACGUCAUUCACUGCAGAAAGCAAAUUGAUGAUUCAUCAUUUUCUCACUACAUCUGCCUUAUUGUUCUAUUUACAUAAUGUACUAUUAUUUAAGGGCAACAGUAUUUUUUAACAAAUAUUAGUGAAACUAAUAUUUACUUAUGUUACAUUCCUACUGUUAUGUUAAGUUGUAACACUAGCAUCGAAUGUUACAUUCCUCAUGUUGUGUCAAGUUACAUCUAUAAAUUACACCGAACAAAGUUACAGAGUUUGAAGGUUUGAAAAGCUGCGUUUGACUUAUAAUGUUACAAUAGUGACUUAGUUACACAAUGGCAUUGCAGAAUUAGAAUAUUACAUUUUAGUAUUUAAUUAGAGUAUUACAUUUGAUUUGCAAUAUUGGUGAUUCAAAAAGCUAAAUUUUGAAAGCUGAGCUAGUCAAGCAUUGAACUUGUGUAAGAAUUGUAUGCAAGUUAUAAAACUAAUAUUGCAGUAUUUUUAAUGAAAUACAUUUACAGUAUAUAAAAAUUAAUACAGAUUCAGUAUUUAUUAAAUAGAUACAGUAUUUGUUCUUUAGCUUUCUUGGUAUAUAAACAAUUUUAUAUACCUUAUAUUAUUAUUAUAUAUUAUUCACAAGUUUAUACUUUCUACAGUAUAUAAAACUUAAUACAGAUUCAGUAUUUAUUAAAUAGAUACAGUAAUUGUUCUUUAGCUUUCUUAUGGAAAUAAUUAGUUUUAAAAAGUUGAAAACGCAAAGUUUGUGUACUUAUAUUUAUAAUUGGAAUGUCCAGUUUGAACCAAUCCAGUAUGUUUCAUUGAUAUAUUAUUGUCACAUUUUUCUCUUCAGAAAAUGAAUACUAUCCACUCAUUAAUUUAACUCUAUAUGUUUAUUGAUAUGGUAAUCAAAUUAUU
Molecule: messenger RNA, 2014 nt
Organism: Nilaparvata lugens (brown planthopper)
Lineage: Eukaryota; Metazoa; Arthropoda; Insecta; Hemiptera; Delphacidae
Gene: Nmdmc
Product: bifunctional methylenetetrahydrofolate dehydrogenase/cyclohydrolase, mitochondrial
Exons: 8
Coding region: 157-1155 (332 amino acids)
Biological process (GO): tetrahydrofolate interconversion
Cellular component (GO): mitochondrion
Molecular function (GO): methylenetetrahydrofolate dehydrogenase (NADP+) activity; methylenetetrahydrofolate dehydrogenase (NAD+) activity; methenyltetrahydrofolate cyclohydrolase activity
Source: RefSeq, a predicted model, not a curated record